UUAAAAGAAGAGCUUUAAUUAUAGAGUGAAGAGAAAGACUGUCAGAAACAGAAAAUGGCUGAUAAGCGUCACAUGUGUCUGCUGGGACGGAUCAUUCUCUGUGCACUUCUCACAGGUAUCAGUGGAUCAGAAGUGACUCGUGUGUUCUUCAGUUCUGGUGAAGAUGUCCGUCUGUCCUGUAAUAAUGCUCUUUCUGGCUGCACAUCAACUACAUGGAACUAUAACAGACCAUCAGGGUCAGAGACAGCAGUUGAACUGAUUGCUUUAGGAAUAAAGAAGAAUAACACAGAGAGACACGAGAGACUGAGUCUGGGCUCUGACUGCUCUCUGAACAUCAAGGAAGUCACAAAAGAAGAUCGUGGAGAAUACACCUGCAGACAAUAUGUGAAUGGACAACAACAUGGAGCUGAUGCACAAGUUUAUCUGCAUGUUCUUCAUGUGUCUUCAUCAUCCUCACAGUCUGAGAUCAGAUCAGGCCACUCUCUGACUCUCUCCUGUCAGUUAUAUAAUGAUGAUCGAGUCUCUUGUGAUACUUUAGUCCGUUCUGAGGGUCUUGAUCUGAUCUGGGUGAAUCAGGCUGGUGUGAAUCUGCAGACAGACUCCAGAUUUCAGAUCUCAUUCUCCUCUGAACAGUGUAACAUCUCUCUGACUACAACACUCCUGAAUGAAGAUCACAACAGAGAGUGGAGAUGUCAGCUUAAACACAGAGAUCAACUGAAGACCUCAGCCACAUAUACUGUCAAGUAUCCAACUCCAAGCGAAACAAAUCCACCGUCUCCAGUCACCAGCUCUAAAUCAGCUUCAGCUCCUACACAAGCAGCUUCAGCUGAUUCAACACUGAUUCCAGUCAGCAGCUCAAACUCUGAGAAGAAAUCAAGUCAAACUACAGCAGCUUCUACAGAACAAGAGAAACAGACUCCUCAAACCCCCGAGACAACAGCUACACAGAGAGCUUCAGCUGAUUCAACACUGAUUCCAGUCAGCAGCUCAAACUCUGAGAAGAAAUCAAGUCAAACUACAGCAGCUUCUACAGAACAAGAGACACAGACUCCUCAAACCCCCGAGACAACAGCUACACAGAGAGUGAUCAGGAUUGUUGCUUCUUCUGCGUUAGCUGUUCUGGUUACUGCUGUUAUUCUUUGGUUGGUUCGCAAAAAAAGAGCUGAUAACAGAAAAGGGACUAAUGACUCUGUGGAGCAGAAAGAUGAUGCGACUUACACUGAGAUUGACACAAACUGGAAAAUCGAAGCCAAAAAUAACAAGGUUCAUGAUGAUGAUGAUGAUGAAGAUGAUGAUGAUGAUGAUGAAGGGAUUUAUUCUUUUAUCACACAAGCAACUGUUGAACCUCAGGAUGAUUGCAGUUAAAUGGCAUUUGUGAACAAGAACCAUCAGAAAUAAGUUAAACAGUCAUUAAUUAUACAAAGGCAUUCUAAUAUCAAUCGUAUAGGAAUAUUAACCUUAUAUUAUCGACUCCUAAGGGUUUCAUUCAUCCCCAUUGUAAAUACUGUCUCACAUUUUAACAUACAUUCCCAAGUGGUGAUCUGAUUGUAAUGUUUUGGUCAGAUUGUGAUGUUUAUUUUAAAGUAGCUGUCUGCUUGCUGAAUUAAUGCUAGUGCUUAAUAAUACUGGAUUGUGCAUUAACCUCUAGAAAUAAAAUAAAAACCAUGUUCUCUCUUAGAUCAUUCUCAUUAAAUCAUCUAUUAUAUUGAGUGAUUACUGCAGACUAGUUAUCGAAUUAUGAAAACAAGUUCAAGUUAUGUAAUUAUUUAAAUGUGUAUUAACAAGAAGUGAAUGAUAAUGUGGUGUUGAACACUUGAGCAGCUGUUUUCAGUAACACUUGUGAUAUCAGAUUUUAUUUGUCAGUAAUAAAUUUAAGACAUAAAGCAGUCUGUCAAAUAUACAUUUACAGUGAAUUAUUCUUGUACAGAUUUUUUAGACAUCAUACAGAAACCUCUUGAUUGUAUGUGUUCAAACCUUUAGGAUACAGAGGAGUUUGUGCAAAACUAUUUCUGUUAGUGAGCAGAUUGUGUCUGUGAGAGACUUCAUUGUCAAUAGUUUUUUAUUGGAAAUAUGUUGCGAUUUAA
This is a messenger RNA of Carassius auratus (goldfish), 2084 nucleotides long. Its product is annotated as ubiquitin carboxyl-terminal hydrolase 36-like. Gene Ontology annotation, cellular component: membrane raft; external side of plasma membrane. Gene Ontology annotation, molecular function: protein tyrosine kinase binding; MHC class II protein binding. NCBI's taxonomy places the organism in Eukaryota, Metazoa, Chordata, Actinopteri, Cypriniformes, Cyprinidae. Gene Ontology annotation, biological process: interleukin-15-mediated signaling pathway; positive regulation of ERK1 and ERK2 cascade; T cell activation. Bases 55 to 1365 code for a protein of 436 amino acids. The record is from RefSeq and is a predicted model, not a curated record. The transcript is spliced from 12 exons.